Messenger RNA from Necator americanus (New World hookworm), 366 nucleotides. RefSeq lists its product as uncharacterized. The record is from RefSeq and is a predicted model, not a curated record. The transcript is spliced from 3 exons. Bases 1 to 366 code for a protein of 121 amino acids. NCBI's taxonomy places the organism in Eukaryota, Metazoa, Nematoda, Chromadorea, Rhabditida, Ancylostomatidae.
AUGUCAUCGUUAUCGUUUCUUUUCGUACUCCUACUAGUGUAUACUAUAUCAGCUGACGCUGUCAACGAAAUCCAAGGAACCAAUGAAGACGAGAACGCAAUAGAUAUCAACGAGGAAAAACGAGUGCAUUCUAGAAAUCCCUACUCAUGGAUGAGUCAAGAGAAACGUGCACGAAAUCCCUACUCCUGGAUGGUCAGUGAAGGGAAAAGAUCACGAAAUCCAUACAGUUGGAUGGCUAUGGAAAAGGACAAACGUGCGCUUCAUUUUUCCGAUGACGUGUAUCGUCAACCAAGAAAUCCAUAUUCAUGGCUGUACACAAUGUUCGACAAACGUGCACGUAAUCCAUACAGUUGGAUGAACGUAUGA